AUGUCGCCCGCACAAAAUGAGGGCGAACUUGAUGCUCGUCCCACUGCUUCAUUGAGCUUGGACGAGCUCGAGUCAUACAACACAUGCAUAUUUCCUACUCUUUCCAAUGCUAGGGCCUCGGGAGACAAUGACUUGUCAUCUUUCGACACGGUCGUAGCCUGCAUGGGGGAAGUUUUGGAAUUCUGCAACACCCACGAUAUAUCCGUCACCAGUCUUCUCCAGGCAGUCUGGUCCAUUGUGUUGGGAGGAUACACAGGAUCAUCUGGGAUAACCUUUGUCAUCCAUGAUGCCGAGCAAGGCCACUCCGUCUUACUAUUUGGAGUGCAAUUGGACUGGGCAAAUUCUCUGCAAGAUACUGUCCAACAUGUCCACCAGUCGGAAAAGUCUGUCGUGCCACUUGACACAGAGCAACGACAGCGCCUCCUCCAGCCUGGACCUGUCCAUAUAACCAACACUGAGCUCCGAUUUAAUCUGAGCGGGAGCCAUAUUCCGGAUAAUGAUGCCAAAAUGGUUGAAGCUACCCUGGCUGAUGUAACACUCGGCUUCUCAGAAGACAACAGGAAUCUCAUCCUGAACCUGAGAUAUCGCUCUUCAAUACUCAACGAUGAACGCUCACUCGUUGUGGCUGAGACUUUCAAGUCUACUCUCGAUGCCAUUCGCAGCAGGGGGCAUUUACGCUUGGAUCAGCAUGACUUCCUUGGUCAAAAUGACAAGGAAAGAAUUCGUGAUUGGAAUGGAACUCUUGAGGAGUCGAGAAAGACCUCUACGCUUCAUGCACCAUUUGAGUGCAUGGCAGUUGAGAAACCUCACAAUGCCGCCAUUGAUUCUUGGGACGGGCGGUUGACAUACGCCGAGCUCGACCACUUAGCUACUCGACUCUCACAAGGACUACGGCAACUGGGAAUUGGCCCGGAGUCAAUGGUUGCACACUGUUUCCCAAAGUCCCUGUGGGCAAUCGUUUCCAUAGUGGCCACCCUCAAGGCAGGUGGUGCUUGUGUUGCACUAAGUCCCGAGCACCCACGCGACCGUAUCCAAGCCAUCCUGUCAGACACAAAUGCUCGACACAUCCUAGUCUCAGCUGAAACAAAAGCUCAACUAGAAGGACUUGGAGCUGAACUCAUCGUUGUGGAUGAGGUAUCAAUCAAGUCAAUCCAAGACACCGGAGCUGUUGAUUUGGAAUCUCAAGUAGCUGGUCCUCACAACGCAGCCUACGCAAUCUUCACAUCGGGAAGUACAGGCGCACCCAAGGGAAUUGUCGUCGGCCAUGACGCUGUAUAUUCAUCAAUAAUGCAUGCUGCACGACUUUUCGACAUGGGUCCCAACUCGAGGAUGCUGCAGUUUGCAUCAUAUACCUUCGAUAUCCAUCUCUUUGACAUCUUUGCCACGCUCGGCUGUGGUGGAUGUAUUUGUAUACCCUCAGAUCAUGAAAGGUCCAAUGAUUUGGCUGGAUUCAUUAGACGAUAUGAAGUCAAUGCGCUCGACCUCACACCCACUGUCGCAUCGCUUCUAGACCCAAAGCAAGUGCCCUCGGUGACGCGAUUAAUGGUGGGAGGAGAGGCUCUCACGCAGGGUCUGAUCGACGCAUGGACUGCAACACCUGGUUUGCGACUCUUCAACGCCUAUGGUCCAUCUGAAACCUCUCCAUUAAUGACUUGGACUGAAGUCAUCCCUGGAAAGGCCUCGCCGAGCACCAUCGGUCGUGCCUUGGGUGGGGAUCGACUGUGGGUAGCGGACCCCACGAACCCUGCACGUCUUAUGCCCUUGGGGUGCGUUGGAGAGCUUUUGAUUGAGGGCCCUACUCUUUCCAGGGGCUACUUGAACUUGCCAGCAAAGACUGCCGAGUCUUUCAUUGACGGUCUCAAAUGGCCUGAAGAUGGCCAAGAGAAAGUAUUACCUACACCAGGGCAAGUAUACAGGACUGGUGACUUGGUGAAGUACAAUGAGGAUGGAAGUCUAGACUAUGUUGGGCGGAAGGAUACGCAAGUCAAAGUCAAUGGCCAGCGUGUGGAGUUGGGCGAGAUCGAACACCAUCUCAACAGCACUCAACCUCGACUAGCAGAGUGUGUGGUCGUCUAUGCUUCAUCUGGUCCAUGCAAGGGGAAGCUUGUUGUCCUCGUUGCGCCCUCAGAUGGCAGUUCGCGCAUGACACAAUCAUCGCAGAUGUCACUUGUUGACGAGUCGCAGCGCACUUCUGCAAGGAACCUGGUUCAGGACCUCAAGAAGGAAAUUUCCUCCAAACUUCCAACCUACAUGAUCCCACGCCUCUGGGCCGUGGUGGAUUCCAUUCCACUGACAGCGUCGGGAAAGACCUAUAGGUCGGUUAUCUCGCGCUGGAUCAACGACCUAGAUUCGGCAACCUUUAGCAGCAUCACCGGCAUGAGCUAUGCUGGUGAUGCAAUUGCGGCCGCAGAGAGUGAGGAAGAAAGGCAAAUUCAACAUAUUUGGUCCCAAGUACUCGGGGUCACUGUUGGCCAAAUUGGAACAAAUCAGUCCUUCCUAAGUUUGGGUGGUGACUCAGUUGCUGCGAUCAAGGCUGUGGCAGUCGCUGGCCGAAGCCAAGUACCUCUGUUUGUCAGAGAUUUGAUGGCUGGCAAGACAAUCCGAGAGCUUGCCACGAAGAGAGGAGCGACUCAAAAGACUGUCACUCCAGCAGCAGAGGAGCUUAUUCCGGUAUUCUCUUCAGAACUCGGAAAGAAGCUCGAAGAGGCGCACCGGAUACAAUUGGCACAGAUUUCUGCCCACUCUGACGAUGCCGCGAUUCAUAUCGAGGAUGUAUAUCCAUGCUCGCCCGCACAGCAGGGUAUUCUCAUCUCUCAAGUCAAAGUUCCAGGGACUUACACCAUUCAGUACUUGUCAUCUGUCAGUAUUGAUGGAGGUCUUUCUGCUGUAAACAUUGACAGGAUACAAAGUGCAUGGCAGGCCGUGGUUGACCGACAUUCUGCUCUGCGGUCAAUUUUUGUGGAAGGAAACACUGCGGAGAGACCCAUAGAGCAGCUUGUCCUUCAGAACGUCAAAGCCACGUUCACUCACCGACAUCUCACCACUCACCAUGAGGUUGAUCAAUUACUCCGUCUUGCUGGAUCUGAGACGCCGACAUCUGGAUUUGGUCGCUUGCCACACGCAAUGACCCUAUUCACCGACGCUUCUGGAGCAUGCUACCUACGGCUAGAAAUUAGCCACGCCAUUACUGAUGGCGGCUCAAUCACCCUGAUGAUGCGUGACUUGGCUCUCGCUUACGAAUCAAAGCUAUCAACUGCGCCGGGACCUCGCUACCGAGACUUCCUCAACACCAUAUUCGGCCGAGACUUGACACCAAGCUUGAGCUACUGGAAGGAAUACCUUCGGGAUAUUGAGUCUUGCCAGUUCCCAAGUCUACUCGAUGGGCAACCGACGCCUCAGAGGCGCCUAUGCGCAGUUGACACAGACCUUUCUUCUCUCAAUGGCGCAUUGUCAACCUAUUGCAGACAGAAUGAGGUGACCCUCUUCCAUAUUUUCCAAGCUGCGUGGGCAUUGGUCCUACGCUCUUACUUGAACAAGGAUGACGUCUGCUUCGGCUACAUUACUUCAGGUCGGGAUGCUCCAGUUGAUUCCAUACAAUCUGCCAUUGGCGCAUUCAUGAGCACACUGGCCUGUCGUGUCAACUUUGAGGAGACAAAGACCCUCUCCUCCGUCUUGAACAGUAUACGCAAACACAACAACGCCAGCUUGGAUCACCAGCACCUCUCGCUUGCUGACAUGAAACGCCCUCUGAACCUCCCAGGGGACUCGUUCUUCAAUACAGUCAUCGGUUUUCAAACGGUUCUAGCAAAAGAAGACGAAGAAGGGAGUGUCGAAAUCAAUGAGGUUGCUGUUCAUGAUCCUACUGAGUACGACAUUGCUGUCAUUGUGGACACAGCCGGUAAUAUCCCAGCUGCAAAAUUGGAGUAUUGGAGCGACAUCCUUUCGCCAAGUCAGGCAAAGCACCUGUCUGAAGCUUUAGUGCACAGCAUCUCCACCGUCAUUUCACAAUCCAAUGACCCGAUUGAGGCCCUCAAUUUGGUCCCAUCUUCUCAGCUUGCUACGAUGAAGAAAUGGAGUGACGAAGCUACCGAACCGGCAAAAGAAUUUAUCGAGAACAAAUCAUGCCUGCACGCCAUCUUUCAACAACAAGUCCAAUCGCACCCCGACAAGAUAGCCAUUGUAGCCCACGAUGGUGAACUAAGCUACGGUGAGCUGGACGACAUCACCACGCGGCUGGCACACCACCUUAUCUCAUCCGGUGUCAAGCCCGAAAGUCUUGUCCCAUACUGCUUCUCGAAGUCUAUCUGGGCAGCCGUGUCUGUGUUUUCGAUUCUGAAAGCAGGAGGUGCCGGUGUGCCACUCGAUCCAACCCACCCGAAAGCUCGCCUGGAUACUAUACUUGACGACACCAGCGCUUCAAUCAUUUUGACUUCACCAACGCAUAGCAAAUUGUUCACCCACAGAGACGCGACUUUGGUCACGUUGGACGACGAGUUCAUCGGAGCUUUGCCGGCGGGUGAUGUUGCCGCUUGCAGUAAAGUCCAACCGCAUCAUCCAGCCUUUGUCAUUUUUACGUCUGGCAGCACCGGAACACCCAAGGGGGUGGUUUUGGAGCACCAUUCCAUGGCUACAAACUGCCAGGCAUAUGGAAAGGCCUUGCAAAUGGAUGCCAAUUCUCGAGUGUUGCAGUUCGCUACGUACACGUUCGAUGCCAGUAUCUUCGACAUGUGCGCAGCCCUGCUCCUUGGGGGUUGCGUAUGCAUUCCAUCCGAACACGACAGAAUGAAUGACCUGGCUGGUUUUAUUGAACGCAAUCGCUGUAACUGGAUCUUGGCUACCUCCACGGUUAUGGGCAUGAUGACGCCGGAGCAGGUUCCGAGUCUGAAAAAUCUUAUUCUUGGAGGUGAGGCACUGUCGCGCCAAGUCCUAGAUACAUGGGCUCCGUUCACGAAUGUAUUCAAUGCGUAUGGUCCUGCAGAGGCUGCCAUCAUGUCUGCUUGCUCGAGAAAAAUGGACGCCAACUCUCAGGCUUCAUGCAUUGGAAACGGUGCCACAGGCGCUGUUUGGCUUACCAAUCCUACAAAUCAUGAUCAGCUUGUUCCGAUCGGCAGUAUUGGAGAGAUCACAGUUCAGGGUCCAGGAGUUUCGCGAGGAUAUCUCAACUCGCCAGUCAAGACAUCUGAGGCAUUCUUCGACUCUCCAAGAUGGCUGACCGGGUCGAAUGCGACAUAUACGCGAGUAUAUCGGACAGGUGAUCUUGGUCGCUUCAACUCCGAUGGAACUAUUGAAUGUCUCGGACGCAAAGACAACCAGGUCAAGCUCAGAGGUCAACGUUUGGAGCUUGGGGAAAUUGAGUACCAUAUUUCCCGCCACGAUCAAAUUAGGCAAGGCAUAGUCCUCAAGGGUUCUCGUGGGCCAUGCAAAGAACGUCUUGUUGGUUUGAUCUCUCUCCAUUCAGGCCCCGCCAGUGGAAAUGAAACGAUAGACCUGAUUCCACAAGACAUGAAACUCAGAGCUAUUCGAAUCAUUGCCGAGCUCCGUCAGACCUUGAGCGCAGGAUUACCUACAUACAUGACACCAACUGUAUGGGUAGUGCUCAAGGGACUGCCAAUGACCACCUCGGGUAAGGUCUAUGUCAAGGUACUUCAGCAAUGGGUCAAUGAAAUGAGUCAAGAGACCUUUGUCGAGGUGUCGCAGUUUUCCUUGUCGCCCGAGGAUGCCAAUGAGUCUCGUGGUCAUGCCGAGAAACAGAUGUCUGAAGUCGAGCAACAGCUUCAGAAGAUUUGGUCGAAAGUGUUAAACCUGCCUUUGCAAAAUAUCAAGAGGUCGAGCACCUUCCUGGGCUUGGGUGGUGAUUCCGUCACGGCAAUGCGCGUCAUGUCACUGUGCAGAAGCGAAAAGCUCGUCGUGACAGUGCAGGAUGUGCUGCAAAAUCAAUCGCUCGCUAGUCUGGCUCGGUGUGUCAAGUCCACAAACUUGGUUGGCGAGAAAGAGCAGAUGAAUGAAAUCUACGACAGACCAGUCCCGGUCACCUCAAUCCAAAGUUUCUUCUUCCGAACCCUACCAGAAGCUCCAAGCCACUAUAAUCAGAGUUUCAUGUUGCAGUUGAAGCACUCUAUCACCGAAGAAAGACUCCAUGUCGCGCUCGACUCAAUUGUGGAGAGGUAUCCCCUUCUUCGGGCUCGUUUUCAAAAGUCUGACGAGAGUGGGCUUUGGACACAAACAAUAGGGCAGUGUGAGAAGGAAAAGAUAUCCGAGACCUACCACUUUCAGCAUGCGCAAGUCGAAGGACAAGAAACCAUCGCAGGGAUUGCAAAUGUCGCUCAAACUCAAUUGGACCUGACUCAAGGACUGGUCUUUUCGGCGACGCUCUUCUCUCAACCUGGCAGCCAGUUCUUAUACCUCGUUGCUCAUCAUCUUGUGAUUGAUCUGGUGUCGUGGCGGAUCAUUUUACAGGAUCUUGAGGAGCUCUUGUUCUCAUCUACACCAAGCAUAGACGUUGGUUUGCCCUAUCUCCAGGUCGCUACAAUCCGCCAGCAGCAACUCGAUUCUCGCGCAUAUCCCAAGACCGAAGAUGUGAAGAGUCAUGCAGACUUGAGCUACUGGCGUCUGCCAAGUGCUGAGAACACGCAAUCCAACACCCGCCAUGUCACCUUCACGUUGGAUGAGAACGCUUCGGCAAACAUUCUUGGUUCCUGCAACACUAUGCUUCGAACUGAGCCAACCGAUCUAUUCCUGGCGGCUAUCGUCAACUCGUUCACGGCUGUCUUUGAUGAUCGGAAAGCUCCUGCGAUCUUUGUUGAAGGUCACGGUAGAGAUCACGAUCUAAUCAAACAGCUUGACGUGUCAGGCACAGUUGGGUGGUUUACCACUAUUUCUCCCUUCCUCCUUGAUAUCCCAGCAAAGGGUUCAUCAGAUCUUGUUCAGACUUUGCGAGCCACAAGGGACACGCUGCGUCGAGACCGGACUUCUGGCCAAUACUUUUUGGAUCAGUUAAUGCUAGCCAGAUGUGAUAAUGAUCUGACUUUGGAAAUCAUGUUCAACUACGAAGGCCACUAUCAGCAGCUUGAGAAUGAGCAAGGCUUGUUCCGCAUGCUGCCAAUUCCAGCUCCGGAUUUUGGCGACACGAUCAGAAGAUCAUCACUCUUCGAUAUUGCUGUCAUUGUGAAGAACGGCAAACUUGAGUUUGACUUUCUCUUCAAUUCAAGGUCGGCUCACCAAGAUCGUAUCGACGCCUGGAUCCUCCGUACAGAACAGACCCUCCAGAAGAUGGCAGACGAACUCCCACACAUGUCGAGAUAUUAUGGUCUGACCGAUUUCCCACUCCUGCCCCUCGACUAUAAGAGUCUCAACAACUUUGUUGGAGAUCUAGAAAUGAUUGCAUCUUCCCUUUGCCCACCACACCAGCCCGUUGUGAUCCAGGAAGCUUACCCUUGCACCGGAACUCAGGAGGGCCUCCUACUUGCGCAGGGCAAGGACGCAAGCAAUUAUGCUGUGCACGAAAUCGCAGAGGUCAUCCCUUGCACAAACGACCCGAUUGAUGCACAUAAGCUUCGCAGCGCCUGGGCUCAAGUUGUCGAACGCCACCCCAUCUUGAGAACAAUAUUUGUGGAUCACCCCACCAACACUGGUUAUCAUUGCCAGGUUGUACUCGAGCAUGUCGUACCUGGAAUUGAUUUGCUGGCAUCGCAAUCGGUCGAAAUGGCCUUGGAGGCCUGGCAGAUGACCUCAACCAGCAACUAUACCAUGGUGAAGCCGCCUCACCAUAUGAGCAUCUGCAACAUUGCCGACGGACGUGUUCUCUUCAAGUUCGAGUUCAGUCACAGUAUACUUGAUGCUUCAUCUGUCCAGAUACUCCUCAAGGACUUCGCCUUGGCAUAUGCAGGCCAACUAGACAGCGAGGUGACCAUACCUCGUUUCAGCAAAGUGAUGGAACACGUCUGUCGACGCGACGAGUCUGCGGAUCUGAAGUUCUGGGCGUCUCAGCUCGCUGGGGCAGAGUCGUGCUGCCUACCUGAUCUAUCAGGUGCUCCAGAGAACAACCGCGUCCAAAUGCAACGCCUAGAUCUGAACAUCUCAGCCGAUGAUCUCCAAUCAUUUUGCAAGAUGCACCAUGUCACGCCGUUCGCCAUUUUGCAAGCUGCAUGGGCCACAGUCUUGAAAUCUUACACAUUUAUGGAUCAAGUCUCCUUCGGAUACCUCGCCUCUGGCAGAGAUGUUCCUAUCGAUGGCAUUGAGAGCAUAGCUGGAGCACUGGUCAACAUGCUCGUUUCGCACGCCAAAUUCUCACCGGAUGUGACGGCCUUGGAGGUCGUAGCAUCCAUACAAAAAGGGCUUACCGAUAGUCUGGCACAUCAGUACUGUCCAUUGGGCGAGAUUCAGCAUGCACUUGAGCUUGGUGGACAGCCACUCUUCAAUACAGUCAUCGACUUUCAACGGCCUGGUGAGAGCGACGACUCAUCAGCUGCAUUCUCAGUCCAGAACCUCGCCUUCCAUGACCCUACGGAAUUCAGCUUGACAGUCCACUUUGAACUCACAAAGGACACUUUAUCCGGAUACGUGGCUCACUGGAGCUCUACUGUGGCUCCCGAGUACGCACUACACAUUGGGGAAGCAUUGACAUUGGCUUUACAGAGUAUCCUCAGCAACCCUCAACAAAAGAUCAGCGAUAUUGAUCUUGUUGGUCAAUUCACUCUAGGAAGAUUCAUCGAAAUCAACACGCCGGCACCAAUUGCCAGGGAGGAGUGUCUACAUGAGAUCUUCCGUCAACAUGCUCAAGCGACACCAUUGUCUCCUGCAGUGUUUUCGACACAAAUGUGUCUGACAUUCGCAGAGCUGGAUCGCCUCUCGAAUCGCUUGGGCAACUACCUCGCAGACAUGGGUGUGGGCCCAGAAGUCAAGGUCCCCAUGUGUUUCGAGAAAUCUGCUUGGGCGAUAGUAUCAAUGUUUGCAGUCUGGAAGGCGGGAGGCUGCAUCGUCGCUAUUGACCCGACACACCCAGAGUCUCGUAUUCGCGGCAUCCUCGAAGAUAUAUCAGCUACUCUGAUCCUUAUGUCAUCUCAGACCUUGGAAAAAUGCCGUGAAAGCCUUGGUGACGAGGUUCGACCGAUCAUUGUAGACAUAGACAGUCUCGACUCAAUGCCCGACGAACAGGCAAGGACCACGAAUGUGAAACCUCACAAUGCUGCAUACAUCAACUUUACGUCUGGAACUACGGGCAAGCCCAAGGGCGUCGUCAUUGAGCAUCAAGCAAUAGUCAGCAACGUUGAGCCUUUGGCAAAGACUUCUGACAUCACCCCUGCAACCCGUGCCUUGCAGUUCUCCUCCUACGCUUGGGACGCAUUCUACUGCGAAACUAUCAUGCCGCUACUAUCAGGUGGAUGUACUUGUGUUGCCAAUGACGAUGAGCGUUCUCACGACAUUGCGGAGUUCAUGAGACGCUCAGGCUGUAACUGGUCUUUGUUCACUCCUUCCUUUGCAAGACUUCUGACGCCCUCCGAUGUUCCAAACUUGAAGACUCUGCUCCUUGGUGGUGAAGCCAUGUCGGCGGAUGACAAGGUCACAUGGACCAAAUCUGUUACACUCAAGAAUGCAUACGGGCCCUGCGAGGCUUCAAUCGUCGCUCUCAUGCACCCAGACAUUGCUUCUGCAAGCAGUGAACAUAACCUGAGCCAGCGUCUUGGGCAAACAAUCUGGGUGGCUGAUCCCAAGAAUCCCAACCGACUCGCACCGCUGGGGGCUCCUGGAGAGUUGGUCCUGGGUGGGCCUCCCGUCGGCAGAGGCUACAUCAAUGAGCCAGUCAAGACAGCUGAAGCAUUCAUUACAAGCCCUACAUGGUACACUGUGAAUCCUCAGCUUGAAGCCAUGGGUUUCACUGAGAAGUUCUAUCGCACGGGUGAUCUUGUGCGACUAAACAUUGACGGCACGAUUGGUUUCAUUGGCCGAAAGGACGAGGACCAAGUCAAGCUUCGUGGACAACGUAUGGAACUCGGAGAAGUCGAGCAAUGCAUCAUGACCAAUAUGCCAUCGGCAAAGCAGGUCGCCGCUGCAGUCAUUUCCCGUUCUGGGCAAGCCGAGCACAAGCAACUGAUUGCAUUUGUUACCUUCUCUGGCAGUCACGAUGCCUCUGGGCAAUUGUCAAGCAAGCCUCAAGCAUUGAAAGUGUCGGAUGAGUUGUUUAAGGAGUUGAAGACCCUCGCAAGCACCAUGGCCAAAUUGCUUCCUUCAUUCAUGAUCCCCUCAAUGUUUGUGCCAGUUACACGCAUUCCGCUCGGGUCUACCACCAAGAUUGACCGCAAGGCACUCGCUGAGAUUGCCUGUCAAAUCCCGUUUGCCGAUGUUGCUCGCUACUCGCUCACAGCUUUGGCAGAAGUCCGCCAGCCUAGCACACCACUUGAGACUGCACUGCACGGGCUGUACUCGGACAUUUUGGGGAUCCCCACUGCAUCUCUUUCUGUCACGGACGGAUUCUUCCAGCGUGGAGGCGACUCAAUCAAGGCCAUCAAACUUGUGUCUGCAGCUCGCCAAGCCAACUUGACCUUUACCGUGGUAGACAUCUUCAACAACCCUUCUGUUUCGGAAUUGGCUGGUGUGGCCAGAUUUAUUGAUGCAAAUGCAACUAGUGGUUCUAUCAAAGAUGAUGCCGAGAUUUUGGCGGCUGAGAAGACCAAGGCCGAGAUUACCAAGCUUGCGACCGAGGAGUACAAGAUGAAAUCGAAACAGAUACAGGAUGUAUAUCCUUGUACUGAGCUCCAAGAUACCAUGUUGGCAAUUUCUUCGGACAACCCGGGCUCCUACACGAUGCAGCUCGUGACUGCCAUCUCAGAAGAUGCUGAUCUCGAGGGAUAUCUUGAUGCUUGGAAGGCUGUUCGUCGGAACAACGACAUCCUUCGAACACGUAUCGUCAAUGCCCGUGAUCACCGCUACCAAGUCGUCUACAAUGACCGAAUGGCCAUCAAGAAUGCAGACUCACUCCAAGAGUACCUGAAAGACGACAGGAAGAAGCUCAUGGGAUACGGAGAUGCCCUUGCGCGUUUUGCAUUGAUCACAGAGGAGGAUGAUCAACAAUACUUUGUCUGCACAUUGCAUCAUGCUAUUUAUGACGGCUGGUCAAUGUCCUUGAUCAUGGACCAGAUCUCACAAGCUUGCCAAUGGAAGCCUCUCUCCAAGCCUCCGCCAUUCGCAGAUUAUGUUCGGUACAUUCAGAGUCAAGACCGCAACGCGGCCGAGGCCUUCUGGUUGUUCGAGCUUUCUGGUGCUUCAACCUGUGAUUUCCCACGACUGCCAAGCUCCUCAUACCAGUCAUCAGCCACUCAGACUACAGAGCGAAUCAUGUCUCUUGACCAGCAGACGAGCACCGGGCCCAUUGCAGCAGUCGCGAAAACAGCAUGGGCUCUUCUACUCGGACUAUACUCUGGAUCAGACGACGUUGUCUUUGCGACUACCAAUGCAGGUAGAAGUUUGCCCCUGGAUGACAUCGCUGAUAUGGUUGGCCCCACUAUCACAACCGUCCCAGUACGCGUACGUCUGGAUCGCACGCGCAAAGUUUGCGAUCUCGUUGGUGAUGUCCAUGAACGAGCGCUUUCUGCUAUGCCAUAUGAGUACCUCGGCUUGCAGAAUAUUAGACACGUUAGUAGCGAUUGCGAGGCUGCAUGCGACUUGCGAAGCUUGUUCGUUGUCCAGCCCGGCGAUCUAGAUAACGUUGGCUUUACUGGAGUUCCCGGCGUCUCCAUUGUCCCUACAGAGGCAUCAGGCUUUUUCACACAGCCUCUCGUCGUCGAAUGCUACCUCGGACAGACGAAGCUCAAACUUUCCGCCAGUUUCGAUGAGAAUGUUCUUCGCACCCAGGAGGUUGACAGAAUGCUUGCACAGCUGGAGCAUCUGAUACAAGAACUCAAUUCUCGUGGCAACGAAGCUUUGCAUGAAAUCAAUCUACUGUCCAACGAUGACAAGCGCGACAUCUCUGAGUGGAACGCAGACAUGCCUGCCAAGCUCAAUGAGCGUGUCCAAGAUGUCAUUGCGGUUCGAGCCAAGGAGUUCGCAUCCUCCAUCGCAGUAUCCUCCUGGGAUGGGCAAAUGACCUAUGCAGAACUGGAUGCUUAUUCGUCUCGUCUUGCAUCAUACCUCUGUGAAGAGAUGCACGUUACCCCUGGCGACUUGGUUCCGCUGUCAUUUGAGAAGUCCACAUGGGCCAUCGUCGCCAUGCUUGCAAUCAUCAAGGCUGGCGGUGCCUUUGUAUUCCUUGAUAUCAAGAUGCCAUUCAUGCGACAACAAUUCAUCAUCAAUGCCUCGAAGUCAAACUUCAUCCUGAGCUCCGUCAAGAACAAUUAUAUGUGGAGCAACAGUCAGUGGCAUGUAAUUGAGGUCAGCAAGGCUGCUCUUGAAAGCUUGCCCGAGUCCCCAAUGCCCGCAGUCAACAACCAGCCAGACAGUCUUCUGUAUGCCAUCUAUACUUCUGGUAGUACUGGUGUACCCAAGGGUUGUUUGAUCGAGCAUUCAGCCUUCCUGAGCAGUACCGCAAGCUACACAAAGAACUUGCUCCUGGAUCCCAGCAGUCGCGUACUUCAAUUCUCCUCCUUUGCAUUCGAUGUGAGUAUCAUGGAGAGUCUCGGUGUCCUUACUGUUGGUGGCUGUGUAUGCAUCGCGAGCGAAGAGGCGUUUGAAUCGGGCAUUGCAACCAUGAUUCAAGAAACUCAAUCAAAUUGGGCAUCUUUGACGCCUUCUGUUGCCAGAUUGAUGGACCCAUCGGGUGUACCCAGUCUCAAGACACUCGCCCUCGUUGGUGAGCCACUGAGCUCCGAGGACCUGAAAACCUGGGCCGGAAGCCUCCGACUUCAGAACGGUUAUGGUCCUACCGAGUGCUCAAUCCUGUGUGUCAUCAAUCCAGAUUUGAGGGCAGAGACAGAUGCCGGAAACACCGGAUAUGGAAGUGGUGGUUUGACAUGGGUCGUUGAUCCCAAUGAUCCCAACAUUCUCAUGCCAGUCGGCUGCCCGGGUGAACUGUUGAUGGAGGGACCAAUUCUAGCCCGUGGGUAUCUCAACCAGCCCGAGACUACCGCUUCAGUGUUUGUGGAGGGCUUGAAAUGGUCUCCCAAGGGUCGUUUCUAUAAGACUGGCGACUUGGUUCGAUACAACUCUGACGGUUCGAUCCACUGUCUGGGCCGCAAAGACAACCAGGUCAAGGUCCGCGGCCAGAGACUGGAGCCUGGAGAGAUUGAGGAGAAGAUUGAUGGUUUGAGCUUUGUCAACAAUUCUUGCGUUGUUCUAACCAAGACUGGUCCAUAUGCGAACAAGCUCGCUGGCGUGGUAGUGCUGCAGGAGUUUGCCGUCGCCUCCGCUCCCCCACUUCAACUCAUUGACCGACACCAAAAACAGAGCGCUGCCGCCAGGGUGGCCGAGAUGCGAGAUGCGCUUUCAGAGGUUCUGCCUGUUUAUAUGGUCCCCGAGGUCUGGAUCAUGGUGACAGCCACUCCACUAUCCAUCUCAGGCAAGACGGAUCGUAAAUCCAUUCGCCAGUGGGUCGAGAAAAUCAAUGGCGACUUGCAGCAAGAGAUUGACAGCCUGAUUGCUCCCAAUACCAAAGAAUCACCCCAGACUGAUGAAGAGAAGAAGCUCCAUACUAUCAUUUGCGAUGUGCUCAACAUUGCGCCAAGUGACGCAGGAGUCAAUCAGUCUUUCAUGAGUCUGGGUGGUGACUCCAUCAGCGCCAUGCGCCUUGUUGCCAAGUGCCGAGCUGCUGGUUUCACAAUCAACCUCAAAAAGAUCCUGAGCCGGGCAAGUAUAUCACAAUUGGCUGGACUUACAAGCAAAUCAGCAAAGCAAGCACCCGCCCGCCAAGUUGCAGUCUCGGAUCAAGAGAAGCCAUUUGCUUUGACACCUAUUCAGCAGUACUAUGUCGACACUCAAACGCAGCUCUCAGGAGAACACACUGGUAUGGAGUUUACUGGUCAAUACAGAUUCCAUCAAAGCUUUUUGCUGCGUCUAGCACGCUACAUCGACCAAGAGGCGGUCACCGCGGCCGUGCGACAACUCACACAACGUCAUCCCAUGUUGAGGGCUGCUUUCUCCAAGAACUCUCAAGAAACAUGGGAACAACACGUCCUCGGUGAUGUCACAGCGCUCGAUGUUAUCCGUAUAGAUGAUGCCAACACCACUGAGCAAGCAAUAUCGGCCAUCAACCUUGCCAACAAUCUCAACACUAAGAACGGGCCGGUAUUCAGAGCAGUCUUUUUCCCAAACAAGAUUGAUGGCGGUGACCAGAUGCUUUUCAUGACUGCUCACCACUUGGUCAUUGAUCUUGUUUCAUGGCGCAUCAUUCUAGAUGAGUUGGAGCAGAUCCUUACCGGUACUCAGCUUCCACCACCAUCUGGUAUCAGCUUCCAUGCUUGGGCUUCUCUUCAAGCUUCAUACGCCGAGUCCAAUUUGACCCCAUCCAAGGCACUUCCCACAGAACUUGCCGCCAACAACUCAGCCUAUUGGGGCAUUACCAACCCGAGCAACAACACUUAUGGCAUGACUAUCACCCGAUCGCUUUCGCUCAGCAAGAUUCUCACUUCGGCGCUUACGGGUGAGUGCCAUGAUGUACUGCGAACCGAUGUGGUCGAUGUUCUAUUAGCGUCACUCGCCCAUGCAUUCAGUGCUGUCUUCCCUGAUCGUGCAGUGCCAACCGUCUUUGUUGAAGGUCACGGUCGCGAGCCUUGGGAUGAGAGUAUUGACAUUGGCUCCACAGUGGGCUGGUUCACCGCUGUCAGUCCAGUUUCUGUGUCUGUCACCGCUGAACAGGAACUUUUGAAUGUUUUGCGCCAGACAAAGGACGUUCGACGGUUGAUCCCCAGCAAUGGAUGGGCUUACUUUGCAUCAAGGUAUCUCAACCCUGAGGGCCGCAAGGCAUUCCAUGAUGACUCAAUAGCCGAGAUAUUGUUCAACUUUGCUGGUCAGUUCCAACAAUUUGAGAAUUCAGAUGGUCUUUUCAAGGACUCUGAACUUGAGCUUGUCGGUGAGGCAUCUGAAGUUGGCCCAGACACCACUCGUCUUGCCUUGAUAGAAGUGUCUUCUGUCAUCAAGAACGGUGAGCUGCAGAUGUCCUUCAUUUUGAACAAGCACAUGCAGCACAUUGACCGCUUGCAAAAAUGGAUUGACGCAAUCCCGGAUACUCUGCAGUCGAUGCUUGAGAUGCUCAACGACAACAAAGCAACAGAAAUACCGACCCUGAGCGACUUUCCACUGCUGCGCACUACUCACGACAACUUGGAUGCCCUUCUUCAGGACGCCUGCGCAAAGGUUGGAACUGAAGACUGGACAGAAGUUGAAGACAUAUUCCCAUGUACACCAAUGCAGACAGCCAUGCUUCUCAGCAGUUCCAUGGACCCCGAACACUACCGUACCUGUGCAAUUUUCCAGGUGGGUGGCCCGUCGCAAAUCACAGCUGAGCAUCUGCAGAGUGCAUGGCUGGGGGUGGUAAAGCAUCACCCAUCGCUCCGCACUAUUUUCGUGGCUGCACAGUCGCAAGAUGCUGCCUUUGACCAGAUCGUCUUUAGAAAUCUUGCCCCUCAGGUCCAUAUCAUCAGAAGCUCCGACUCAGAGGCGCUGGACCAUCUCAAGGCGCAAGCACCAGCCAACUGGUCAGAUGCAUCUCCGCAUACCCUUACCAUCUGUGAGACCACCAGCGGUAUACUUUGCAGAUUGGAAAUCAGCCACGCGCUUAUGGAUGGUGCAUCCAUGGAUCUAUUGUUCAGCGAUCUGGUAUCGGCCAUCGAUGGCAGACUUUCUGGAGAGCCAAGCCCAGGUUACAGCAACUAUGUGAAUUAUCUUCAAGAGCGGAGCACCAACGAUGCUCUGGCCUACUGGAUGCGAUACCUCGGUGGCGCAGACCCAUGCAAAGUGCCUGCUAUCAAAUCGAUCGACGACGAUACAGAUGUCGCCGAAUCCUCUGUAACAAUUCCUGUGUCUGAUGAACUAGGCCAACGUCUCACUUCCUUCUCAACGAAGCACGAGGUCACCGCAGCAUCUGUCAUCCAAGCUGCAUGGGCCAUGGUCCUGCGCUGUUACACUCAAUCUACCGACAUUUCCUUUGGAUAUGCCGUCGCAGGUAGAGAUAUACCAGUUGAUGGCAUUGACAGAAUUGUGGGUCCUUUCAUCAAUGUCUUGCCGUGCAGACUCGACAUGAGCAGCGACUCUCUAAGCACGCUGGACCUGGCAUCUCGCGUGCAGCAAGACUUUUUCGACAGUUCGAGCUUCCAACACACUUCAUUAGCUGAGAUACAGCACGAGCUCAAAUUCGGCAAUCGUGCUCUAUUUGAUACUGUUGUUUCGAUUCAACGUUACGACAAUUCCUCAAUGAACUCGUCUUCCGGUAUUCACAUGGAUCUCUUGGAUAGCCAUGAUCCAAAUGAGUUCUCUGUCACAUUGAACGCAGCAUACUCCCCAGGAAGGCUAGGCCUCGUGCUCCGACACUCACCGCGGAACGGAGUCACUACCGCUCGCGCAGAAAGUAUUGCACAUACUUAUGCACAGGCGCUUUCAGCUAUUCUAGAAAGUCCAGAACAAACGGUGCAUGAUGUAGACCUCUUCAGCUCUCAUGACCGGAACAUUGUGGAUCAGUGGAACAAGCACAGUCCUGCACUCAUUCACGAGCGCGUACAUGAGACUAUCCAGGCUCGCGCAACAGCUAGUCCUGAGUCACCCGCCGUGGACGCCUGGGACGGGCAGCUUUCGUAUGCCCAGCUUGACAAGUACGCCACCCGCCUUGCUCAUGAGCUCGUUCGGCAAGGCGCUGGCCCUGAGGUAAAGGUACCAUUCUGCCUUUCAAAGUCUGCCUGGUCAAUCGUAUCCAUUCUGGCGAUCAUGAAGUCUGGAGCUGCAUUCCUCCCGUUGAACAGAAAUGACCCCGAGGAGCGUAUUCGUUCGCUCAUCGAAGACGCGGGAGCGUCAUUCGUGCUGGCAUCUUCUGAUCAAGCCGACAAACUUCAAGCACUUGUCAACACUGUAAUUGUCAUUUCCAAGGCCUCGGUUCAGGAACUACCUGCUAUCGACGAGCCCGUGGCACUUGGUAGCAACACAGACGCAGCUUAUGUGCUCUUCACCUCGGGCAGUACAGGUAAACCCAAAGGCGUUGUCAUUGAGCACCGCAACCUCUCAAGCAAUAUUGCCGAGCAUGCACCCGGACUUGGCUUUAACUCGCAAUCGCGCGUCCUUCAAUUCGCAUCCCAUACUUUUGAUGCCUCCAUCACCGAGAUUCUCGGCACUCUGUGGAGCGGUGGUUGCGUAUGCGUUCCAUCGGAAGAAGACAGGACAACUGAUGUUGAGAGCGCUAUGAGACGUAUGAGCGUGACGUUUGCCAUGCUCACGCCAUCUGUGGUGCAACUCCUAUCGCCCGAUAACCUUCCUUGUCUUCAAACACUUGCUCUCGUAGGAGAAGCAGUGCCAAAGAGUCUCAUCAACAAGUGGACAGAGAAACUCACAUUGCUGGUCGGAUAUGGCCCUACAGAGACAGCCGUCUUUGCUUCCAUCGGUCACUUGACCCCCCGGGAGGACAGUGGGUUCAUUGGAACAGCGGCCGGUGCAGUGACUUGGAUUGUCAACCCAGAUAAUCACAACUUGCUGACACCGAUCGGUUCUGUGGGAGAGUUGGUCCUCAGUGGUCCUACUCUGGCCCGCGAAUAUCUGAACAACCCAGCCAAGACAGCCGAGGUGUUUGUGCCAACUCCUCGCUGGGCUUCCGCUCAGUCCAUUCACAGAGUCUACAAGACGGGCGAUCUCGUCUACUACCGCGACGAUGGUGGUAUCAUGUACAUCGGACGCAAGGAUAGCCAAGUCAAGAUACACGGACAGCGUGUUGAGCUUGGCGAGAUUGAACAGCAGGUCCUCGCUUGCCUGCCCGCACAAUCAGAGGCUGUUGUGGGCGUGCUUCGCGGAAAUGAAGCGCUAUCCAAACUUCGAUUAGUUGCCUUUGUUCGCAUCCCUGGCUUUGACCAGGUGUCCACCGUCGCUGCCUCCAUCGUCCCAAUGUCCUCGGAGUUGAGUGCUACGCUGGCAAAGCUUCAAACAGAACUGUCAACCAGGAUCUCUGCUUAUAUGGUUCCAUCUCUUUAUGUGCCGCUGGCUGUUUUGCCCAAGUCAGCUGCAGGCAAGGCCGACAGAAAUGCCAUGUUGAAGAUCGCACAAGGCCUGACUCUGGACCAGUUAGAUGCGUAUUCCUUGAAGAAUGCAGCCAAGCGCCCUGUGACAACCGCCAUGGAGCAAAUUAUCCAGUGUGUCUGGGCUUCGGUCCUUGCUGUCUCGAGCGACUCCAUAGGUGCAGAUGAUCACUUUUUCAGGCUUGGAGGUGACUCGCUCUCUGCGAUGAAGAUUGCGUCACAGUUGCGAUCACAAAAUGUCACUGUCUCUGUUCCUGACAUUUUCAAACACCCCCAGCUUUCAGAGUUGGCGGAACUGAUCGAUACCAAUGGUGAGGCCAUCGGUGCUUCACAAAUAACAGAUCUUGCAGCAUUUGCACUUCUUGGAGACAAGGAUGCAGUGGUUGCCAGGGCCCGUGUAUUGGCAGAGGACCAAGCAUUGCCCGUAGAGGACGCAUACCCAGCCACGCCGCUGCAGCAAGCUCUGUUUGCCCUCACACAAAACGAUCCAAAGGCAUACAUCAACCGAAUGGUAUUCAAGAUCCCUCAGUCUCUUGAUCUUGUCACUUUCAAGUCAGCUUGGGGCUCAGUCUACAAUGACAAUCCGAUCCUGCGUACUGCUAUCAUCAACACAGAAACCGAUGGAACGUGUCAAGUAGUAUUCGGUACGGACAUCAAUUGGCGAGAGGCUAGCGGAUCUCUCGAGCAAUACCUGAAGACUGAUUCCGACGCUGCUAUCCGCGAGGGUAGCCUUCUCACCCGUUAUGGUCUCGCGAUUGACGGAUCAAACCGCUACUUCGUCUGGACUGCUCAUCAUGCUGUCUACGAUGGCUGGUCUACAGACCUCAUCUUCGACAUGGUCCACCGGGCAUACCAGGGCAAGACGUCCGAGCCGCUUGCACCAUACACAAGAUUCAUCCAGUAUCUGGGCAACCUUGACACGACCCAAGCAGAUCAGUACUGGCAGGGCCAGCUUGCAACUUAUUCUGGGGAAGCUUUCCCAUCGACUCCUGCGACACACAAGGUCAUCAGCGACGGGACAAUUGAGCAAGUCCUUCAGCUUCCCUCAAAGGAUCGAAAAUCGGAAAUCACUACAGCUUCCUUGCUUCGUGCAGCUUGGGCUUUGGUGGUUUCAAAGCAGACUUCCAGCAACGAUGUUGUUUUCGGCAUGACCCAGAGUGGACGCAAUGCACCUGUGGUUGGCAUCGAAAAGAUCCAGGGCCCAACUAUUGCGACAGUCCCAGUGCGCGUACAGCUUGACAGCUCCAAGUCCACCGCUCAGUACUUGCAAGACAUCCACCUUCAAGCUGCCGAGAUGAUUCCGCACGAGCAAACAGGUCUCCACAAUAUCAAGUCUCUCGGUGUGGGCGCCAAGUCUGCUUGUGACUUCCGCAACUUGUUGGUCAUCCAGUCUCAUCGUCAUCUAGAAGGCGAUGACCCCAGUUGGAUCACGCCGAUGGAGAGCGACCUGAGUGGCUUCGAUACCAUGCCGAUCACGGUCGAAUGCUCCAUCGAGAGUGCAAGCAAAAUUGAGUUGGCCGCACACUUUGACUCUCGCUUGCUCUCCAACCUUCAGGUGCAGCGGAUCUUGAGCCAGUUUAGUCAUGUUAUACGUCAAUUGUCUGAAGCAAAUGCCGAACACAGAAUCUCGGAUUUGGACUUCUUCACCCCAGAGGAUCAAGAGCUUGUCGAAAAGUGGAAUGGUUCACUGCCUCUCACAUAUAGAGACUGUCUGCAAGACCGUUUUGAAAAGUUUGCGCUGGAAACUCCAGAGAAAGAGGCGAUCUGUUCUUGGGAUGGAUCGUUCACAUAUCGCGAGCUUGACAUCCUCGCGACUCGUCUGGCACAAAUGUUGGUAGCAUCUGGUGUCAAGGCUGGGGAGUAUGUUCCAUUCUGUUUUGAAAAGUCGGCUUGGGCGGUUGUGUCCAUGCUUGCCACUCUCAAAGCUGGAGCCGCCUUCGUGCCUCUGGAUCCUGGACAUCCGAUGAGUCGCCUGAAUGACAUUAUCUCGCAAACGGCAGCCAAAGUGAUGUUGGCUUCUUCGACUGCUCCCUCACUUGACAUUCAGAAAACAAUCACCGUGUCAUCUGAUGCCAUCACAUCAUUUAGUUCUGACACGAGCUACUCGCUGCCAUCAAAGGACCCAUCCUCCAUUGCCUACAUUAUCUUCACUUCUGGCAGCACUGGCCGUCCCAAGGGUGUCAUGUUAUCGCACCAAGCCAUUUGCUCAAGUGCCCCAAUGUUGGAUCUCCCCAACAUCGGUUUGCAUCAAAACUCAAGAGUUUACCAAUUCCCUUCAUAUGUCUUUGAUGCAGCAGUGUUCAACAUUUUUGGCUCAUUGUCAGCCGGGGCUACCUUGUGUAUACCCUCCGACACUGACAGACUUGGCGUCAACUUGGCCAAGUCCAUGCGCGAUAUGCAGGUUACAUGGUCUGCCAUGACCGCUGGUGUUAUCCGCCUCUUCCAGCCAGAAGAUGUCCCAACCCUCAAGACCAUGAAGCUCGGUGGUGAUGCUGUCUACCAAGAAGAUGUCGACCGUUGGGCAUCCAAGGUCGACAUGAUUCAGGGUUACGGACCGGCAGAAGCAAGCGUUUUCGUGACGUGGAACCGCAUGAGCUCCAACGAUGCUCCGAACAACGUUGGACCCGCAGCAAGGGCACGUCUUUGGAUUGUCGACCCAGAGAACCACGAUCAACUCACGCCCGUCGGUCUUGUUGGCGAGAUGCUAAUCGAGGGUCCCGGUCUUGCAUCCGGCUAUCUCAACGAUGAGAUCAAGACAGCUAGCGCAUUCAUUACUGACCCCGCUUGGUGCCGAGGACAGCAGCGUCGAUUCUACAAAACAGGCGACCUUGUUCGCUAUACUGACGAUGGCUCGUUCCUGUUCGUGGGACGAAAAGAUGGUCAAGUCAAGCUCAAUGGUCAAAGAGUCGAGCUUGCGGAGAUCGAGAAUCACAUCUUCUCUUCAUUGCCGUCAUGUCAGCUGGCAGUUGUCUUGCCCAAGUCUGGACCCUUGAAGAAUUCACUGACUGCCAUCAUUUCAGAUGCAAGCAAUGGAUCAUCAUCCAAUGAUCUCGCCUUUGUGAGCGAGGGAACCUUCAAGGACGCUUUGGUUGCCAAGGUCACAGAGGUUGCGGACGCUUUGCCAGAGCGCAUGCCAAGAUACAUGGUGCCUCGCACUUGGCUGGCUGUUAGAAAACUUCCUUUCAACUCUUCUGGAAAGAUUGACAAGAAAAAGAUGCAACAGUGGCUUGAAGCCUUGGAGGAUGAUCAAGUCCUUGCUCAAAAGCUUCAAGCUAAGCACGAAUCAACAGACAUCAUCGCAACCAACGAAAUGGAGUCCAUUCUGCAACAAGCUUUGAGUCGGGUUCUCAACCUAUCACCUGACAGUAUCGCAUUCAAUCGCUCAUUCAUGGCAUUGGGUGGCGACUCCAUCACGGCCAUGCAGCUUGCAUCUCGUCUUCAAGCAUCCAAUGUCGUUUUGAGCACCCGCCAUCUCCUGGAGAGCAAGACUAUCAAGGACGCUGCCGCUCUAGCACGAUUCAAGGCUGAGCGUCUCGAGAUUGCCGAAGAGGCUAUGGAUGUGCCUUUCGAGCUGUCUCCAAUUCAGAAGAUGUUCAUUGAUCUGAUUCGCCCCUCAUCAGAUACCUCACGGCGCUUCAACCAGAGUUUCCUUUUGCAGAUCACUCGUGCAGUCCGUCCAGAGAAGCUGACUGCCGCUAUUGAGUUCCUUGUCGCGCGGCACUCUAUGCUUAGAGCACGAUACCAACAAGAUGCCAACGGAUCCUGGACUCAACGUGUCCUGCCUCGAACUGGAGGAUCUUAUUGCUUGACGAUACAUCCGACCAUUGACAUUGAACAGGUCAUGGAACAAAGCCAAGCUCGCCUGGAUAUUGUCAAGGGCCCUGUCUUUGUAGCUGAUCUGCUCACACAGCCGGAUGGGUCUCAGAUCCUCUUCAUGGCUGCUCAUCACAUGGCUGUCGAUCUUGUGUCAUGGCGCAUCAUUCUCAACGAACUCGAGGAUCAUCUUGCGAAUACAGGAAAUGUGACCCUUCCUCGUCCACUGCCUUUCCAGACCUGGCUAUCUCUACAGCGUGAACAGGCUCAGACGAUUCAGCCAGAUUCAGCACUUCCAUUUGAUCUUCCGAUCCAAGAUGCCAGCUACUGGAAUGUUGAGAGCAACACAAACGCAUUCGCCAACAUUGACGAGCAUGAGUUCACAAUUGAUGCUCAGUCGACCACUCAUCUUCUGAAUGAUUGCAGCUCAGCUCUUGGCACUGACACUCUAGACGUUUUGAUGGGUGCUUUGAUCCAUUCUUUCUCCCAAACAUUCCACGAUCGCCCACUUCCGAGCAUCUUCACUGAAGGUCAUGGUCGCGAAUCUUGGGAUGAUUCAAUUGACGUAUCUUCCACAGUCGGAUGGUUUACAACAAUGUCUCCUGUUCAUGUAGUUGCAGACCCCGGUGACGAUAUUGUUCGCUUCGUCCGCAAGGUCAAGGAUCGCCGACGACAAAUUCCCAUGAACGGUUGGAAAUAUUUUACUAGCCGCUUCCUUAAUGCCGAGGGCCAGCAGCGUUUCGCACAGAAUGGCCCUGUCGAGGUUAUUCUCAACUUUGCUGGACAGUACCAGCAACUCGAACGCCAAGAUGCACUCUUCCAGCUCAUGCCCCGUGACGGACUUGGCACCGAGACCUGCGAUGUGAGUCCAGAAAUGGUACGGACAUCGGUGAUUGAGAUUUCGGCUGGAAUCAGCGAUGGCUCCCUGAAGGUUACAUUCAUGUGGCCUAAAUCCCUGGAGAGACAUGAGCAAGUCAAGCAAUGGUCCAGCAACACUCAGGCUUCAAUCACGUCGGCAAUUGCAAGCCUCAGAGGACUGACAAAGCAAGUCACGCCCAGUGAUUUCCCGCUCUUGAGCCUCACCGACGAGGAGUUUGACAGCCUUGUUCAUGAAUCUCUGCCUAAACAGAAAAUUAUCGACCUCGAUGACGUGGAGGACAUGUAUCCUGCUACAGCCCUCCAAGAAGCUCUGAUGAUGUCGAGAAGCAUUGACUCUGGUCUAUAUGCUGUUCGCGUGAUCUACAAGCUUUCCGAGGCAAACGGCCAACCCAUUGAUAUUGAUCGUUUCCAAGCAGCAUGGUCUGCCGUGAUUGAUCGACACCAAACGCUCCGUACUGUGUUUGUUGAUACCGUUUCUGAGAAGAGCGCCCUCACUCAAGUCGUUCUCAAGCAUCUUCCAGCAAACACCAUUCGAAUCGUAAGCGACACCGAUGCAGAGGCAAUCAAGACCCUUGAGCGCCCCAAUGCAAUGACUCCAGGCGUUGCCUUGGCUAUCGCCAGCCCAUGCCAGCUCACCAUCUGCCACGUCGCAUCGACUGGUAAUACUUACUGCAAGAUUGAUGUCAAUCAUGCAGUAACAGAUGGUGGCUCAAGCGGCAUUCUUCUUCGAGACCUUGGUUUGGCAUACGACAAUCUCCUUUCGCCUGGCCGUGGUCCACUAUUCGGCGACUUUGUGUCUUACCUUCUAAAGGGCGACAGAAAUGCCAGUCUCAAGUACUGGGGCAACUAUCUGCGUGGUCUGGAGCCGUGCAUGAUCAACAAUGGAUUUACGACAAAUGAGAAAAAGGUUCUCCGCGAUCUCGAAUUUGAGAUUCCGAACGCAGCAGGACUCCGCACUUUCUCGGCUGCCAACUCGGUCACUCUCGCCAACCUUUUCCAAGCUGCUUGGGCCAUGGUGCUCCGAAAUUUUGCAAACACCGAUCAAGUAUGCUUUGGCUACCUGAAUGCUGGUCGUGAUGCCCCUGUUGAGGGCAUUCGAGAGGCAAUCGGUCUCUUUAUCAACAUGCUCGUGAGCCGUGUUGACUUUACAGAUGCCCUCGAUGCCAAAGGCCUCUUGCAAACCGUGCAGAGCGACUACAUCAAUGCACUGGAUAACCAGAACUGUUCUCUUGCUGAUAUGCAGAAGCUAGCUGGAAAUUCCCUGUUCAACACAAUCAUGUCCUACCAAACAGUAUCAGAGUCCACGGACGAUGGCACUGGAACUCUCAAGUUUGAACAGGUCACCGCUCACGACCCUACCGAGUAUGCCUUGAGUGUCAGUGUUGCGGUAGCCAAGAGCUCCGUCUUUGUGACCGUCAGCUACUACACGGAUUCUAUCUCAGACUUCCAGGCUACCAGCGUUGCUACGAGCUUCGAGAAAGCAAUCCUUGGUCUUGUUGCGGCUGCACCUGAUACACCAGCCCAACACAUUUCAACGUUCGGUGACCAGGCCAUUGACAAGGUCAAGCAGUGGAAUGGCAGUUACCCCAAGAUUUUGGAGCGAUGUGUUCACCACUUGAUACAAGAUAUGGUUGACCAGAACCCCACGGCCAUGGCUGUCUGCUCUACCGAAGUCAGCUGGACCUACAGCGAACUGAAUGAACUGGCUAAUCGGCUGGCACAUCGCCUCGCUAUUCUCGGCAUCCGUCCUGGUACCAAGGUACCAUACUGCUACGAUGCUUCGCCUUGGACCAUUGUUGUCAUGCUCGCGAUUCUCAAAUCGGGAGGUGCAUGUGUGGCCCUCGAUCCAAAGCAUCCCACGGAUCGACUGCACGGAAUACUAGAGGAUACGGAUGCGGACAUUGUCAUUUCUGCCCCCCAACAUGCUUCGAAAUUCUUGCCUGUAGCCGCAGUGAUGGCGCUCGGCCCAGAUGAGAUCAAGCGACUAAAUGUAACCCUCCGACAAAGAACUACACCACUUCCAGAGACACGACCUACCGAUCUUGCCUUUGUCAACUUCACGUCUGGUAGUACCGGUAAGCCCAAGGGCAUACUACUCCAACAUCAGGCCAUCGCCACGAGUGGAUCAUACUAUGGUGCCGCCAUGGGCUAUGGGCCCGGAUCCCGUGUCUUGCAAUUCUCUUCCUACACAUUUGAUGUCAGUCUAAGUGACAUUUUCUUCUCACUCAUGCGCGGAGGUGCCGUUUGUGUGCCUACCGAAUACGAGAAGCUCAACGACCUCCCCGGUUUCAUCAAUCGCCUUGGCGCCAAUGUCGCCGAUUUGACACCUUCUGUACUUGAAGCAAUGCUGCGACCCGAGGCCGUCCCAUGCCUCAAAACCAUUUGCCUUGGUGGCGAGGCUGUCAAGCAGGAGAAUCUUUCCGUGUGGGCAGACAAGGUCGCGCUACACAAUUAUUAUGGGCCUUCCGAAGCCUCGGUCGCCUGCGUUGGCCGAUCCAACUUGUCUUUCACCGACCAAGCUGCCAACAUUGGUGUUGGCUGCGGCGCUCGCACCUGGGUCGUGGAAGCUGACAACUCAGACAAGCUGGCGCCCCUUGGAACUGUGGGUGAGCUUCUGCUAGAAGGUCCUCUCUUGGCAAUGGGCUACCUCAAACUCCCCGACAAAACCACCGAGGCUUUCCUGAGCGGCGUCACCUGGCCUGGAUUUACAGAACCAAAGCGUCUGUACAAGACUGGUGAUCUUGUUCGAUACACUCAAGAUGGAAGCUUGGAAUACCUUGGUCGAAAGGAUAAUCAGGUCAAGAUCCGCGGCCAGAGAGUCGAAAUUGGUGAGAUUGAGCACCAUGCCAUUCUCAACUCGCCACCAAACUACAACCAGGUUGCAGUCGAAGCUGUCACUGUCCCAGGCCGUGUCGGAAUGGUCUUGGUUGCUUUCAUCGCUGUCGGUUCUCAGAUCGGCGCUUGCACCGAGGCCGCGCUCCCUAUCAAGAUUCUCACUACCUUCCGCAAUUUGCAAGCUUCCUUGACAACAUCUCUUCCCAGCUACAUGGUGCCAUCCCUGUACAUCCCACUUCGCGAGCUUCCACUCAGCACCGCUGGCAAGCGUGACCGCAAGGCUCUACGCCAGAUACCCAUCGGCCUCUCUGAUACUCAAUUGCGGACAUUCUCUCUCACCGAUGACUCAAUUACCAAGAGGGAGCCUUCGACGGCUACAGAACAGCGCCUGCGAUCCGUCUGGGCCAAGGUACUUCGGGUCCAAGAAACAGACAUUGGCGUUGACGAAAGUUUCUUCCGCUUGGGUGGUGAUUCGAUCGCAGCCAUGCGACUCGCAGCCGCAGCUACCAAGAGCGGUGUUCAAAUUUCCGUCCUGGAUAUCUUGACUCACAAGACAAUUUCCAAGAUUGCGGCCCUUGCAGAUGGUCAGGUCGACGAGGCAUACGCAACGCAGAGCCUAACAAGCUCGUCUGGUGGUGGAAGUGAGUCGCAUGACAAGUUCUCCACUCACGGAGGCACUCCAACUCGUCUUGACAUUGACCCUACUGAGGUCGAGAUUGUCUAUCCCAUCACGGCAGCUCAAAAGGAGCUUAUUCAAGCUUCGAAGAAAAGCCCUUCAUCUGGUUACUACCACAUUUCGCAAGUCCUUGAAGUCUUGUCUCGGAACGGCAAUGAAAAGGUUGACGCUCAGCGCUUCCAUAGCGCCUGGCAACAGGUCGUGGACCGACACCCCAUCCUCAGAACUGUAUUCGACGAUACUUUGGGACAGAUUGUUCUCAAGACAUACAAGGCCGAAGUCACCUAUAUGAAUCUAGAACAUGCAGAGGACUUGGACAAGCAGAGUUUCACAUUGGCUCUCGACAAGACCACUCCCCUACACCGUGUCACGCUGGCCAAGACUCCAACCGGACAGUUGUUCUGCCGUCUCGACCUUCACCACUCCAUUACUGAUGGAUACUCUCUAAUGACCAUGUUUGAGGAACUUGCCAGCGCUUACCAAGGCGCACUACCACUUGGUAAAGGACCAUCAAUGCGCGACUAUAUCUCUCAAGUCGAUGGUCUCGAUCGAAACGCUGCCCUUUCUUACUGGAAGAGUAUCAUCCACGGACUAACCCAGAUCCACCAAUUCCCGCGCAAACAGAAUCUCCUGGGCAACACGGCUCAUACUAAUCUUCGUGAGCUUCACACGCAGGUGCAGAACAUUGCAUUGCCUAAUUUCUGCUUGGUCAAUGACUGCACCAUGCCUUCCCUCAUAUACGCGGCAUGGGGGCUCGUUCUUUCUUCACUAUGUGGCAAUCAGCAACAAGAUGUUGUCUUUGCCUACCUGACGAGCGCGAGAACUAUUAUUCCAUCCGAGGCGCUGGGCUUCCUCGUCAACACGGUUCUACAUCGCAUCCCUGCAGAUGGAGGAUUGCCUCUCUCGGCUCUUCUCCAGCAAUCACAUGAGUCAGUCUUGAGCGCGCUACCAUAUUCCUACAUAACCCCAUCAGAACUGGGUGUUCAAGUCAGCUCGCUUGUCAAUGUGCGCAAGUUUGACGACGAAGCUCUGGCUGCUCUCGACGCGAACGAGGAGGCCAGUUUGGCAACGAAUGGUAUCACAUUCAAAGCAGCACCAUCACCAGAUCCCAUGGCUUAUGAUGUCGUGGUUGCAGUGUCUGAGCUCGGCAACGGGACUCUAGACCUGACCCUUUCGUACUGGGAUUCAGUGGUGGCUGAGGCUGAUGCCCAGCAGGCUCUAGAUUGUCUGAAGAAUGUUCUUGGUUCCAUGGGUCAUGAUAACAAUGUGACUUGUGGAGAUUUCAUCAAGACGUUGGGUUAG
Molecule: messenger RNA, 27639 nt
Organism: Pestalotiopsis fici W106-1
Lineage: Eukaryota; Fungi; Ascomycota; Sordariomycetes; Amphisphaeriales; Sporocadaceae
Exons: 5
Coding region: 1-27639 (9212 amino acids)
Biological process (GO): secondary metabolite biosynthetic process; amino acid activation for nonribosomal peptide biosynthetic process
Cellular component (GO): cytoplasm
Molecular function (GO): phosphopantetheine binding; catalytic activity
Source: RefSeq, a predicted model, not a curated record